Pangasianodon hypophthalmus (striped catfish) is the source of this 1979-nucleotide messenger RNA. Its product is annotated as C2 calcium-dependent domain-containing protein 4C. The record is from RefSeq and is a predicted model, not a curated record. NCBI's taxonomy places the organism in Eukaryota, Metazoa, Chordata, Actinopteri, Siluriformes, Pangasiidae. The coding region runs from base 4 to 1155 and encodes 383 amino acids. The transcript is spliced from 2 exons.
ACAAUGUGGAUCCUUCGAAAAGUCCAAGAGAGUGCCGAGAGCUUUCCAAUGGAGAUAAGCCGACUUGUGGGUAAAAACUCAGACGAGAUCUCAGCCAAGGCAAACCUUCUCAAUAAACUCCAUAGCAAUGUCCUGACACCAGACAAAAUUCCUGACUUCUUCCUGCCUCCCAGGCUAAGUAGACGCUCUCUUGCAGUGGAGGGCAUUGUUUCACACUGCCUCGAUGAAACUGGAGACAACUGCAGUCAGACCUCGCAACCAAAUUCUGACCCAACUACUACAGUGUUGAAGACAGAUAAAAACAAGGGCAACAGGGUGGCCUUGAGGGGCCAAAUAAAGCCAAUUCCAUUUUCACUUAAAAACUAUGAGUCGGGUUUUUUCGAGAGUCCGAACACUCGUCGCAAGGAGUCAUUGUUUCACUCUGCACUUUCCAGCUACACACUUGAGCGGGUGACCAACAGGAUGGUGCCAAAACUGCCCUCCAUAGCACUGCUGAAAGUGGACAGCAUGGAGAGUGACACCAGUUCUUCUGCUGACUCCUCCCCUCACAGCUCACCACCUCCAAUCAGGAGCAAACAUGGGACCAUUUUGAUGACAUAUUCUUCAUCGAAAGAAUCUCUUCAUAAAGAUGAUUUACUGAGCUCCAAAAACACAGAUGACAAGACCAAUUUGACAAGAGAUAGCCAUGUUGCUCAACCUGCUUCCUCAACUUUAGCCCCACCCCUUCAAUUCCCACUGGACACGCUACAUUGUCAGGAACGCCUCCAUUGUGAGCACAUCCUCCUCCUCCCCCACAGGGGCUUCAUUCGUCUCUCUGCCUCUCAUGCCAACAUGGAUAGAAAUCUAUCCACCAUCCGAAUUCGGGUGGUCUCUGUGGAGGACCUGCGUGAACCCGGUGACCUCCGACCACUGAAUUGCGGUCUCACCUUGAGCCUGAGUCCAGGCAAGCUGCAGCGGCAGCACAGUGCUAUCAUCAGGAACUGCCGCAAUCCUGUGUUCAACGAGGACUUCUUCUUCACAGAACCAGAAGGAGAGGAGCAAGGGCUGAGGAAAUUUGCUCUCCAGGUGAAGGUGCUGGAGAAGAACUCUGGUCUGGGAAGGGCUGCAGUGCAUGGGGUUAUCAGCAAACCACUCACUGAACUACUAGCAUUGUAAAAGCAAUACUAAAAAUUAUCUUUCCACCAUGAAACCCUUUGUGCUUGACUUUAGUUUGAUGGUCAGAUCAUUUUGACCUGAGAGUAGAAUGCUGAAAUAAAAGUGUUUUUAAAAAAUGACCAACCAGCAGGUAACACUGCUGUCUCACAGCUCCAGGGUCCUGGGACUGAUCCUCCUGCUCGGGUUAUUACCUAUGUCUUCCCUGUGUUGUGUGGGUUUCCUCCUAGUUCUCCAUUUUCCUCCCACCUCCCCAAAAAAUUCUGGGUCACGGGGGAGCCUGGAGCCUAUCCCAGGGAACUCAGGGCACAAGGCGGGGGACACCCUGGACGGGGUGCCAAUCCAUCUUAGGGCACAAUUCCACUGGGGGAGGAAAAUGGAGUACUUCGGAGGAAACCCCUGAAGCACAGGGAGAAUGUGCAAGCUCCGCGCACGCAGAGCGAAGGCAGGAUUCAAAUCCCCAACCCCAGAGAUGCGGGGCAACAGUGCUAACCACUAAGCCACCAUACCCCUUAACUUUGUUCUUGUUGCAAUGUAUUUAAACAUAUUGCAAGGGAAUUCAAGUAUGUUGCAUUGUCAUGAGAUGUCUAAUGUCUAAUGUAUUAGAGCAUUUCCAACAGUAUGGAUAUGAUGUUUGAAUUCGAAUUUAAUUGCAAAGCAUCAAAAUGAGAAAGAGUGCAUAUCUGGUCAUGUGAUCUUUUAAGAACAGACAAGUAUUUAAAAAUAGAAUAUUUACUUAUUUAUGCAUAGCUGUUUAUGAAUGUUAUGAAUGUCACAAUGUGUUUUUUGGGGAGACUACACAUAUUAAACUCACCAUGCAUAUAUAA